This is a messenger RNA of Cynara cardunculus var. scolymus (artichoke), 1919 nucleotides long. RefSeq lists its product as uncharacterized. Bases 217 to 1884 code for a protein of 555 amino acids. The record is from RefSeq and is a predicted model, not a curated record. The transcript is spliced from 3 exons. Lineage: Eukaryota; Viridiplantae; Streptophyta; Magnoliopsida; Asterales; Asteraceae.
AGGAAUAUAAAAUGGUGAUAAAAUGUGGGUACCCCCUACCCAUCCAACAUCCCCGCCGUUCAUCUCCAUAUGCAUGUUCCCAUUUUCAGACUUGUAUUCAUGUAUUUGCCACCUCUUUCUCUUUGGCAUUUUAUCAAACAUCUGCCCUUCAUCUCUCUCUCUCUCUCUCUCUCUCCCUGAAUCUCUAUUUCUUCUAACUAAACCUCUGAUUCACAAAUGGAAAGCCGGAACUCAGAGAUGCCAUGCAAGAUCAGAAAGCGGAGGUUUCCGACAGCUUCGUCGUCAUCAUUUGCAAACAAUAAUAUCUCGCAAUUUUUGGUUGAAAAAACACGAUCUGAUUCACCGAGAAAUGAGAAAUGCAUCAACAUGUUGGAUCGGAGUAAGUGUAAAGAAGAAGAAUCGGCGACGACGAUGACCGUGAAGAAAUCAGAUACUGAUAACCGAGUGAAUAAAGUGAUCGAUAAAUCAAUUACAAAUGUGGAUCGAUCUCGAAACAAGAGUCGCACCUCAUCUGGUCGUGUUGCUACUCCCGAGAUAACAAAUCCACGCUACAAAAAUCCUUAUCGCUUUGGGGCGAAGAAUGGAAGCUUUGAGAGAAUGCACUCGGUUUUCGAUGCAAACCCAUUUCAGGAAAAAUUUGGACCUUUUGGCGAGGUUGAAACCGAGACCAAGAACCAAAAGCGUUCAAUGCUAAAACCGACCAACGAGCUGAAUGAGAUUAAACAGUCGCUCACAAUAUCCAGAGAAUUGCUGAAACUUCUAACGCACGUUUGGACCGUGGACACGAACCGUGGCUGCAAUUCAAUGACCAUUUCCCUCUCCUCAACCCUGAAUCACGAGCUCAACAAGGCUCGGUCUCAAGUCAACAAGUUAAUCCAAGAACAACGGUCCCACAACACAACGUCGUCUGAAUCCUACGAGCAAGAUAAGGUUCGUUUCGCGAUCAGGACCGUAGCACGGGAAUUGGAGAUUGAAAAGAAACUCAGACGACAAACAGAGCGAAUGAACAAGAAAUUAGGCCGAGAACUAGCAAAUACAAAGUCUUCUUUAUCGAAAGCCAUAGAAAAAUCUGAAACGGAGAAGCGAGCAACCGAGAUUUUGGAGCAAUUAUGUGAAAAGAUGGCACUCGAAAUCGAAGAAGAUAGAAUUGAGCUCGAAGAGCUGAAAAAGGAAUCUGAAAGAGUUCGCGAAGAAAUGGAAGAAGAGAGGGAGAUGCUUCGUGUAGCUGAUAUCUUACGUGAAGAACGAGUCCACAUGAAGCUCUCGGACGCCAAAUACGAGUACGAGGAUAGACAUGCCCAAGUGAACAUGAUAGCACGUGACCUCGAAGAGCUUUUAGAAGUCGAUAACAACACAAACCAUCUGAAGAAGAAAAUACCGAGGGUCUUAUCAUGGUAUGAAAGCACGGCGAACAACAAUGGCGAAGACGAAAACAACACGAGGGACGAAACUACAAGCCUGGUAUGGUACGAGAACAACAGUCAUAAAGUGGUAAAUGACGAAAACGCCCUAGGAGAGAAAUUAUUAAACAAGGGUGAAGUGGUAAAUGACGAAAAUACCCUUUUAACUAGAGAUGUAUCAUGGUAUGAGAAUGAGAACGAGAACGACAACGACAAGGGCGAAGUGGAAAUAUACGGAAACAUCAUUCGAGAGGAAACAACGAGCACGGUACACGAAGCGAUGGAACGAUACAACUCCGAUUGCAUCGAGUUGGAAUUUGGAUUGGAUAGGAAGAAUGAGAGUGAGGAGGAGGUUUUGGGGAUUUCACAUUGUUCAUAUAACAUGAAAGAGUAUGAAGAUGAAAUGGAAAGAUACAAAAUGAUCAAAGAUCUACGAGAUCGUAUAGUAUCUGGUUCUGACCUUUCACUUGGGUCUUAUACCUAACCUCAUUUCACAUUUUCGUUUCUUAUUCUAAAAAU